GUGUUCAAGGAGCUGCAGACGCCCAGCUGGAAAACCUUGGCUCAAAUAGGCGACAAGCUAAAAGAGGCAUGGAAGCAUAUCGUGAAAAAUCGCAUGGGAUGGUCGAACAUCGGUACAGAGACCAGGCAGUGAUGAUUUUCGUUAAUUAUAAAGGACCAGUCAACUGUUGUUGACA
Molecule: messenger RNA, 175 nt
Organism: Soboliphyme baturini
Lineage: Eukaryota; Metazoa; Nematoda; Enoplea; Dioctophymatida; Soboliphymatidae
Source: the annotation of a GenBank genome assembly